Molecule: messenger RNA, 1641 nt
Organism: Eleginops maclovinus (Patagonian blennie)
Lineage: Eukaryota; Metazoa; Chordata; Actinopteri; Perciformes; Eleginopidae
Gene: wdr12
Product: WD repeat domain 12
Exons: 13
Coding region: 148-1419 (423 amino acids)
Biological process (GO): maturation of 5.8S rRNA from tricistronic rRNA transcript (SSU-rRNA, 5.8S rRNA, LSU-rRNA); maturation of LSU-rRNA from tricistronic rRNA transcript (SSU-rRNA, 5.8S rRNA, LSU-rRNA); ribosome biogenesis
Cellular component (GO): PeBoW complex; preribosome, large subunit precursor
Molecular function (GO): protein binding
Source: RefSeq, a predicted model, not a curated record
UCUGCGCUCUGCUGAGAUGCCUUGCUUUCGUACCACAUGGCACGACUGCACGAGAGUCAAGAUAUGUUAUGAAGGAGCAGAUUGAAUACUUAGACAUACCUUAAAUUUAAAUUACUAGUGGACUGUAAGAGAAAUCUAAAACAGAAAAUGUCGCAGUUACAAGCGAGGUUCUUCACGGAAGACAAAAGGUAUGCAGUAGAUGAUGUCCCAUUCUCCAUCCCUGCUGCCUCUGAGGUGCUGGACCUCAGCAAUGUCAUCAACAAGCUGCUGGAGGCUAAAAAUGCAUCUCACAGCAAUGUGGAGUUCGACUUCCUGGUCAGGGGUCAGUUUCUGCGAACGUCGCUGUCCAUUCACAUGGACACAGAAGGCAUAUCAACGGAAGAGGUGGUGGAGAUCGAGUAUGUCGAGCGGAUCACAGCCCCAGAACCUGAGGAGUGCAUGAUGCACGAUGACUGGAUUAGCGCCGUAGAUGCAGAUGCUGAAUGGAUCCUAACAGGAUCAUACGACAAGACGGCUAAGAUCUGGUCCGUGGAGGGAAAGGCAGUGAUGACGGUAGCCGGACACACAGACGUGGUUAAAGACGUAGCAUGGGUCAAAAGAGAUGGUCUGAACUCCCUGCUUCUGACGGCCUCUCUGGACCAAACCCUGCUGCUGUGGGAGUGGAACUCUGAGAGGAACAAGGUGAAAGCCGUACACUGCUGCCGGGGACACACGGGCAGCGUCGACACUGUAGCAACAGACCCCACCGGCUCAAAGUUCUGCAGCGGCUCCUGGGACAAAAUGUUGAAGAUUUGGUCAGCAGUUCCCACAGACGAGGCAGAUGAGGUAGAAGAGCCUGCCGACAGACCGAGGAAGAAACAGAAGACUCAACAGCUGGGCCUCACCAGGACUCCCCUCAUGACGUUAUCUGGACACAACGAGGCUGUGUCCUCCGUCCUGUGGUGCGACAGUGAGGAAGUUUGCAGUGCAUCAUGGGACCACACCAUCCGUGUGUGGGACGUCGAGACGGGAGAGAUGAAGACUACGCUGACGGGCAGCAAAGUGUUUAACAGUAUUUCCUACUCACCUCUCUGUCGGCGGCUGGCCUCCGGCAGCACUGACAGACACAUCAGGCUGUGGGACCCCCGCACCAAAGACGGCUCUCUGGUGCUGCUGUCUAUGACCUCUCACACCGGCUGGGUCACCGCGGUGAAGUGGGCGCCAGCCCACGAGCACCAGCUGGUGUCCGGUUCCCUCGACAACCUGGUCAAACUGUGGGACACCAGAAGCUGUAAGGCUCCUCUGUAUGACCUGGCUGCUCACGAGGACAAAGUGUUUUGUGUGGACUGGACAGAAAGUGGGCUGAUGUUGAGCGGAGGUGCAGAUAACAAGCUGUACACCUACAAAUAUUCUGGUGUUCAGACGGAUGCGGGGGCAUAGGCUGAACAGCAUGGACACAGACAUAAGGACAGAACGAUGGACAGUAUCAGUGUUGUGACACGCAGUGCUUUUGAAUUGUGUACAGUACAAAUCUAUCCUUGCCUGGUUCUCCGCUGUCCUGGUUAUUUUUACCCUUCUAAACUUUUACACAUAUUUUCUUAUGGAUUGUCUUUGUUUUUCCUGUAAUCCCAACAAAGUAUAAAUUAAUUGUGUCUCGUGAAA